Molecule: messenger RNA, 1059 nt
Organism: Cladophialophora psammophila CBS 110553
Lineage: Eukaryota; Fungi; Ascomycota; Eurotiomycetes; Chaetothyriales; Herpotrichiellaceae
Exons: 2
Coding region: 1-1059 (352 amino acids)
Source: RefSeq, a predicted model, not a curated record
AUGGACCAUAUCCAGGAGGAGCAUGCCGAUAAAGACGAAUCUUCGUGCUGCUCACUUAUGGAGGAACCUGCGGAUGAAAUGGAAGCGCUUGAUCCGAAGGGAGACGUCGUGCUCGUUGUUGGGCGGCGUCAUCUCUUGGUAUCUUCGAGAGUGCUCGAGUUAUCCUGUCCUUUCUUCAGGAAAAUGCUCCAAUCGAACGCCUUCAUGGAAGGCGCCAACCAGCCAAAUGCCGAAAGGCCACCCAUCAAGCAACUACAGGAAGAUCAUCCGGAUAUAUUCUAUUUGAUCUGUGUUGUUCUCCACUACCGUCCAGCCCAUCCGCCAGACUCUAUAGACGACUAUCGCACAUUGGCCGACUUGUGCAAUUUUUACGGCUGCAGCAGGGCUCUGUCUUUUCACGUCAGAGCUUGGACAGAUGCGUUGGAAUUGUCCAGUCUCACUGUCGACGCGCUCCAAUCGCUACUGUGGGUGGCGUUCGUCUUUCACUUGCGUAACCUCUUUCAACGAGUCAGCCUCUAUUUAGCAGAAACCCUAACAACUGGCACAUGGAAGCUUUGGGAUGUGCAUCCUAUGCCUGCCCGACUAAAAGAUGAUGUCAAAGAGCUUUGUGAGAAUGUUAAGAACACGGUUCAACAGCGGAUAGAACGUAUGAUUGACGAUGCUGGUGCAAAUACUGAAAGACACGUCGGUAAGCGAGACAAGAUUUGCUCUCAGUGCUUUAGCAAUAAGCCUUUGGAAACCAAAAAAUGUGGUUACUGCGGUUCCAACGACUUUCGUGACUACCUUUGCACGAAAGAAGCACGCCUAUCACUCUUCAAAGAGUGGCUCCAGUCACAAGGUUACUGGCCCUUGAGCCGCCUCAAUGGUCGAAGCUGCCGGAGUUUCUUGGGAAGCAUGCCUUCCCCGGCGGGCACUCGAACCCCGUGCGGAUUCGAUGACUCCUGCCCAUUGGCGGGAGCGAAGGAGCGAUUGAUCGCAAGUCUCAGGAUAUCGCACAGUGACUGUAUGGGUCUAGAGCUGGAAGACUAUGAUCCUGGGGACUUGCCAGAAAUGUCUUGA